Molecule: messenger RNA, 2368 nt
Organism: Podospora pseudocomata
Lineage: Eukaryota; Fungi; Ascomycota; Sordariomycetes; Sordariales; Podosporaceae
Exons: 4
Coding region: 1290-1676 (128 amino acids)
Source: RefSeq, a predicted model, not a curated record
CGCGCUAUAACAUCGCUGGUCGGCGGGAUAUGUGGUUGGAGAGGUCGGCCAGACACCAGGCAACGGACUCGAAAAACGGGCCUCAAGUGCGACGAAGAGGAAAGGACGACUCGGUGUGAUGAUACGAAUAUCCGUUGCACCGUCACUUAGACUUCGAGGGUCCGGGCGCGUUACACACGGCUGGAAUGCAGUGCUGGAGGGCAGUGGCUUUGGGACGGGUAAUGCUCCACACUGCAGCUGUGUCUGCCGUCUGGGUGCGAUCACUUCCGUGGAUUUUCGCGUUUGCAAAACGGAGCAGCUGAGAUUCGAAUAUGGGUGGUAGAGAGCGCGAGUAUGGUUGAUUAUCAAGAGAGACAAAGAGUUGGACAGAUAUCAAGAAGGAGGGGAAAAAGAGUGUCGAGAAAAAGCAAUAGUGUGCGAAUGGCCGCCCUGGGGACUUUGCCGUGAGACCAAGCAAGAGUCCGAGUCUCUUGUUCGUUGCCCGGAGUGUGAAUCGGAUGGACUUCUUUUCUUUUGGCAACCAACGAGUUGAGGAAUCUCACUGGCUGCGGCCAGGACCGUGCCAUCCCCGUUCUCCUACUAUUUCCAGUUUUUGUUGCCCAGGCGAGUGGCCCAGCAUCAGCAUGUCCAGUGGGGGACUUGCAUUGGCCUCCGAUCUCUUGGGUUAAUUGCGCUGCGUCAGGUUACCCCUGAAUCCAGAGCCAUGCUCACUGUGAUAUCACUGCUAUCAUGCUCUCAAGAAAAGGCAAAGCUCGUGGCACAAACAUGCGGCAAACACAACUCUCGAGAAGAAUAGCAAACAGCGACUUGGAAUUGCGCUUUGGGCAAUCACUUGCGCUCAGGGCUUCGACAUCUGUCCAAAGGAUGCCCGGACUAUGUGUGACCUGAAUGAUGUGUGCUGUUCGAGAGAGACAACUGAUGCGACCCAAGCUGCCACCCGUGCCUGUGUCCCUGUGCAUUGCAGCUUGUCCUGUGAUCUGAUGCUGCAGCUCGAAAAGGGAGGCGUGGAGUCAGCAGCUGACGGCCAGUCCGUGGCAGUUGUCCGCCCCCGCUCCACCCACAAAAAGACAUGAUUGGUCAGAAAGCUUCCCCAAGCUUGAUGACGAUGACAACCAAUGACGGCACAGCUCAUACAGUUCGGAUGCCUUACGUAAGAAACGGGCGCCAAGCCUUCAAGCUUCGGCCCUGACGAAAUCGUAUGAGGGCCAGACGGCCAGAGCUAGCAUCACGAUUCCAGUUUCGAAGCUCCAUUGCAUCAGCAACCGCCUUUGACAGACAACACCGCAGAGAUGGCUUCCCUCAUCGCCCGCAGAGCUUUUAGCACGACCGUCCGUCGCCUCACCACCGGCGAGGAGGCUCUCAAGAGCGAGUCCAAGAAGAACCCCGAGAUUCUGAUCCUCGGCGGUAUCAUGGUCUGCGCUCUUGGUGGUGCUGGCUACUACUUCGGCCGCUCCCCUACCAAGUCCACCUCCGAGAACACCGUCCCUAUCGCCGACAAGAGCAUGCCCUGGGAAAGCGGUUCGACCCACGGCAAGUACCAGUAUCACCCCGGUGGUGAUGCCAGCGCUGCCCCCAAGGAUGCCCCUAGCGCUGUCAACGUCGUCGUCGUCCCCAACGUCACUCUGCCCAAGGAGCUUCACGACAGAUACAACAAGUGGGGCAAGGAUGGCUAUUAAACACUUUUUUCAGCUCGUGGGAGAGAGGGGGAGGUAUUGCACAGGCAGUGAAUGAUGCAUAAAAGAGGGCAUCAUUGUAAAUAUCUGGCUAGAUGGCGGUGAUACGGGAUCCAGGGCGGUCUUCAAUAGAGUGCACUAUUCUUGGUUUCCCUCCGUUCAUUGAAGUGGUUCAACAAAGAUGUCAGAGACUCAACCUGGGGACGAACGCCUAUAAAUGCAAUCCACCACUUUCAAAGUGCACCCAGUAUACUCGUCCUCCAACAGAUUGGCGAUGCCUGGGAGUUCAUCAUCCUAUGUGUCUCUUGGCAGCAUCGGCAAACUGCUCUUGCUGGAGACGUUCGAGUUCCUCCAAUGUCAUGCCGCUCUGCUCAAACUUGUUUGCCUUCUUCUCACGUCCCUAUCAUUGGGCGUCAGCACGUCUUCGUAACAAAGGAAACCCCAAGGUCUCUCACCUUUUGGACUUCCUUGUGCUCUGCAGCGGCUUCCAAAACGGCAGGAACGUAGUCGGCAAAGCCGAGUUGCUCCAACGCCUUGGUGAUGUGGUCACAAGCGAUAGUCUUUUUGGCUUCCUUCUCAGAAAUCUCGUUCGCCUCGCUAGAGAUGAGAGUGAUGAACUCGACACAGCACUCUAUAAGGAGGUCGCGGGCCUCCUUGGCGAAGGCGAUGCCUGUUGACGAUGGCAGAAUCUCCCC